Molecule: messenger RNA, 582 nt
Organism: Papaver somniferum (opium poppy)
Lineage: Eukaryota; Viridiplantae; Streptophyta; Magnoliopsida; Ranunculales; Papaveraceae
Product: putative F-box/LRR-repeat protein At4g13960
Exons: 2
Coding region: 1-582 (193 amino acids)
Molecular function (GO): protein binding
Source: RefSeq, a predicted model, not a curated record
AUGGAUUUGAAAAAACAGAAGUUAUUACAUAACAUUGGUGAGGCAGACGAUAGGAUUAGCGAAUUACCUGACCCAAUUCUUCAUCAUAUCCUCUCAUUCCUUGAUAUCAAGCCUGUUGCUCGUACUUGUAUACUAUCUAAAAGAUGGAAUGACAUAUGGACCUCUAUCCCAACACUUUCCUUCGGGUCUCGUCUGGAACCGCCAUCAUUGUCCGAAACCAAUAAGUUCAUGGAAUUUCUGGAUAGAACAUUGCUUCUUCAUGACACAUCAUCAAAUAUUCAGAAGUUCCAUCUCAAGACGAAUGGACACAUGAGUGCAUCUAGGGUUCAUUCAUGGAUCUCUAAUCUAACAAAGCGUAAUGUCAAAGAAGUCGGUCUCUAUAUUGGAGAUGAUGGCUGGAAUGAGCAACACUUUUCUAAUUGCCCUGUCCUUAAAAAAUUGAUUAUGCAAGAAUGCACUUGGUCUGAUGUGAGGAAUUUCAGUAUCUCAACUCCUACACUGAAACUGUUAGAAAUUGAUAACGACAGAUCGAUAAUGAUGGCUUACAACAUUGUGCUCUCAACAUUCAUGCACCAAAUCUAG